This is a messenger RNA of Dimorphilus gyrociliatus, 703 nucleotides long. Lineage: Eukaryota; Metazoa; Annelida; Polychaeta; Dinophilidae. The record is from the annotation of a GenBank genome assembly.
ACUUUCUCUAAGUAUGGAUAACAAGCCCGAUGUUGAAAUGGAAGAAAAACGACCCAAAAGGGGUCUUUUUUCUAUUGCGGAUAUUCUUGAAAUAGAUAAACGAAAACCAGAAGAGAGUGAUUCGGAGAACGUAGAUAUUGAAACUCUUCCGAAGAAAGAAGAUGUAAAUAAUUUGGCGAAUUUCGUUCAAGAACUAAAUACAGCCAACGCAUUAACUUAUUCUCACCUAACACCAAGCAUGUGGAAUGCCCUUGUUCAUUCAAAAAAUGUUGAAUCUGGUAACAGCAUAUGGAAUAGCGAGGAUUCUCAAUCAAUUCUGGCUCGAAAUCAUUUUGUUUCUCUACAAGCUCCCAAACCUCUGACACGAAGAAUGAGGAAACCAGGAACAGACAGAAAACCUCGCCAAGCAUAUUCUUCUAAACAGCUAGAGAGACUAGAAAACGAAUUCAAAAAUGACAAGUAUUUAAGCGUCAGCAAGCGGUUAGAGUUGUCUCAGGCGUUAUCACUAACAGAAACCCAAAUUAAAACCUGGUUUCAAAACAGAAGAACGAAGUGGAAAAAACAGAUGACAGCGAGACUCAAAAUAGCUCAGAGACAGGGCAUGUGGGUACCGUCUCAAUUGUGGUGUCCGCCCUCUAGCGGACUUCAACAAGUACCGUCCACAGCCUUCUCUUUACAACCGUCAAAUUCAACGUUUUACUGA